Messenger RNA from Cryphonectria parasitica EP155, 1395 nucleotides. Its product is annotated as kinase-like protein. Gene Ontology annotation, cellular component: cytoplasm. Gene Ontology annotation, molecular function: ethanolamine kinase activity; choline kinase activity. The coding region runs from base 1 to 1395 and encodes 464 amino acids. The record is from RefSeq and is a predicted model, not a curated record. NCBI's taxonomy places the organism in Eukaryota, Fungi, Ascomycota, Sordariomycetes, Diaporthales, Cryphonectriaceae. The transcript is spliced from 2 exons. Gene Ontology annotation, biological process: phosphatidylethanolamine biosynthetic process; phosphatidylcholine biosynthetic process.
AUGAUACAUCAAGACCAACCAAACGGCGCCGUCGCAGCCGCAACCACUACCAAUGGCACCAGCGCGACGGCUCCUAGCACUACCGCUACUACGACAACCCCUUCCUCCUCACACCAUCCUGUCCCCUUCAUUCCCCAGACCUUCACGAACAACGACUCGGACGCGUCGGCAAGAAGCCUCAUCCUCGCCCUCCGUCCCGACUGGUCCUCCCCCGACUCGUCGAUCGAAUUCGUCCGCUUCACCGACGGCAUCACCAACACCCUCCUCAAGGCCGUCCACCGGCGCCCAGGCCUAUCCAAGGACGAUGUCGACCGCGAGGCCAUCCUGCUCCGGGCCUACGGCAACGGCACCGACCUGAUCAUCGACCGUGCCCGCGAGACCCAGAACCACGAGCUCCUGAUGCAGCACGGCCUGGCCCCCGAGCUGCUGGCCCGCUUCGAGAACGGCAUGAUGUACAGGUUUAUCCGCGGCACCGUCACCCACCCCGAGGGCCUGCGCCGGAGGGACGUCUAUCUUGCCGUGGCCAGGCGCCUGGCCCAGUGGCACGCCACCGUGCCCUGCCUGCCCGGCAAGACCCACCUGAGCGAGAAGAUGAACGGCCACGCCGCCGACGUCCUCAAGUGUGUUGACGCCGGCUCCAGAACUUUUGAGACCCUGCAGGAGGCUGUCGACGGCGCCUGCCCUGGGAAACGGGCUCCCAACAUCUGGACCGUCAUGCAGAAGUGGAUCUUUGCGUUGCCCACCGAUACCCAGGCCCAGAAGGAGAGGCAGGCCCUGCUGCAGCGCGAACUGGCCAGGCUGGUGGCCGAGCUGAGCCCUCGUCCGGGCUUGGGCAGUGACGGUCUCGUAUUUGCCCAUUGCGAUCUCCUGUGCGGGAACGUCAUCGUCCUCCCCAAAGGUGAGGCCACCUCACUGCCCGACAUACCGGCACCAGUUUCCACCACCAGCAAUGCCGACGACGAGUCAGUAUCAGUCACCUUCAUCGACUACGAGUAUGCAGUGCCCUCGCCUGCCGCCUUCGACCUGGCCAACCACUUCGCCGAGUGGGGCGGCUUCGACUGCGACUUCAGCGUGCUCCCCACAAGAUCCCAGAGGCGCGAGUUCGUCGCCGAGUACGUGCGGUCCUACUUUGCCCUGGCUGGGGGCGCGUACGACCACGACGCCGAGGUCCAGAGGCUCACGGCCGAGGUCGACGUCUACCGCGGCGUGCCGGGCUUCUACUGGGGCAUCUGGUCCCUGAUCCAGGCCACCAUCUCCCAGAUCGACUUCGACUACGCCUCAUACGCUGAGGUCCGGCUCGGCGAGUACUGGGCCUGGCGGGCCGAGGUCGACGGGACCAGGCUGGCCAAGGGCGAGAACAUGCCGCUGAGGGAGAUGCGGUGGGCCGAGGAGUAG